AGCUGGCUGCCUUUGGGGAGGAUGGCCAACAGAGUGUUUAUCUCCCUCUGAAUUCUAGAACUUUCGCGCUCAGCUGCAGAAAAGAAGACAAAAGCUUUGUCCUGAAUCUGCCACCCCGUCCUCCCGACAGUGUUGAGGAGAGAGACAGGAUUGUCACAGCUCUGUCCACACUGGAAAAAAUGAGAGUUGGCAGCAAGAAGGUCCCUUGCACUGAGUGGCUCUCUCCUUCCUUCCUUCCUUCCUUUGUUCCAUUAAGUAGACAAGGCUAAGGAUAGCCUUGAACUCCUGAUCCUCCUGCCUCCACUUCCCAAGUGCUGGAUUUCCUCACCAAGAGCAUGAGGUGCUGCGGAUGACAUCCAGGGCUUUGUGUACACUUGGCAAGCACUCAAGGACUGAGCCACGACCCCAGCCUCCGUGGGACUCUCUGUAGAGCCUACAGAAGCAGAUCCUAAAGAGGAGUGUCCAGCAAGGUGACCCAGGCUAGGUGGGAUCCCAGAGUCUCGACAUUCGCCGUCCGUGUAGACAAAGGAGGAGCUGAAUCGGCUCCCGAACUCCAUGAAUCAACACACCCCUCUCGCCUGGUCGCCACGGCUGCUGCUACCGGGCCUGCUGCUGCUGCUCCUGCCGGACUGCGCGAAAGCUGCUUCCGGUGUAGCCGUGCAGGUGCUCACUAAUGUGACUGGCAUCUUGAAUGAGUCUACCACCUUGGUAUGUAAUCUGAUGUCUACUGAGAAUGUGACAGUCACCCAAGUAACCUGGAUGAAGAAGAAGCCAGAUGGCUCCCGCUCUACCGUGGCUGUCUUCCACCCCAUCAAGGGACCCAACAUCCCAUACUCAGAAAGGGUGACGUUCUGGGCCACCAAGCUGGACAGGAAUCCUUGGAAUGCAUCUCUGGCGAUUUCCCACGUGCAAGCCGAAGAUGAAGGCAGCUAUGAAUGUCAAUUUGCCACAUUUCCCACAGGCAGCAAGAGCAACAGUGUCCAUCUGCGGGUGCUUGCCCGACCUACAAACACUGCAGAGGCCCUGACGCCUUCUCCUACCUGGAAGCUUCAGGACUUAGCUAAGUGCACCUCCACUGGCGGUCGCCCUCCGCCGCAAAUUUCCUGGCUCUCGGACCUAAAAGGAACCGAAACCCCCGAAAUCCGUGAAACUACGGAGCUAGGGCCCCAGCCAGGCACCUUCACAGUCACCAGCUUCUUUUCCGCGAUGCCCUCGAGACGUGCCGAUGGCAAGAACAUCACCUGCAGCGUGAAGCAUGAAAGCGCCCCAGAGCCGGAGCUGCUACAUGUGACCCUUUCUGUGCCCCUUUCUGUGCCCUAUCCACCUGAAGUGUCCAUCUCUGGCUAUGACGAAGCAUGGCCUGAGGGUCUUACUGAUGUGGCCCUGACCUGUGAUGCUCGAAGCAAACCAGAGCCCACUGACUAUGAAUGGAGCACGACUACGGGUCCUCUGCCCAACAACACUGAGGCCCAGGGCAAUAGGCUCCUAAUCCACAAGGUGAACAAGACCACUAUCAAUAACGUGACCUUCGUCUGCAAUGUCACCAAUGCCCUAGGUUCCGGGCAGAACCAAGUAACCGUCCACGUUAAAGAGCCUAUGUCGUCAGGCCUAAGCACGGCUGCCAUCAUCGGCAUCAGCAUUGGCAUCAGCAUUGUCAUCUUAGUAGGACUCUGGUGUUAUUUUCGAUCUCGGCGGUCCAGGUCCAAUUCCAAGUCCAAUUCCAGGCCCUCAGCAGAGGCGGCGUAUUCACCUGUGAACAACAACAUCAACUCUACCCAGGACAUAGAGAUGAACAGCAUUAAUUCCCAUGACCAAAGAACUUGAAGCUUCAACAACUGGAACCCCACAGACAGAUGAAGAAGCCUCCAGAGAGACUGACUGCCCAGUGUGGUGAUCGCCAAAUGUUCAGGGGUCUCCCAGGACCUUAGUAAAUUCCACAUUGUCAGAAAGCACUCAUGGAGCCCAGUGUGGUGGCCCACACCGUCAUUCCAGCAGGAGGACAAAUGCAAGCUUGAGUCUAGCCUGGGCUACAGAGCGAAGCCCGUGUAUACACAGACAAGCAAAUAGGCUUGAGGGAUUGAGAAACUGGGACAAAAGCCGAAGUCUUUCCGUGGGUAAGAUAAAUCCUCUACCUCAUGUUGGACCGUGUAGAAUGGUCAAGGAGCUGAAAGACUUCGGCCACUGAAAUUCAACACCAGGAUCUCUUUAGCGAUUGAGUCAUUCAGGGCUCUCCACUCUCUUGCCAAGGUCUCACUGUUUAGCCAAGGCUAGGCUCAAACUCACAGAGAUCCGUCUGCCUCUACCUCCCAAAUGCUGGGGUUAAAGACGUGAGGCACCACACCCUUCUCAGUCUCCCUUUUGAUAAAGUGAAGAAGAUAUAUUUAUUUUUAAAAGCUAUAUAGUUUUGUAUGUAUUUUUGAGACAGAGUUUUAUAUAGCCCAGGCUAGCCUCAAGCUUACUAUGUAAGCAAGAAUGAUCUUACUAAUUUAUUCUAACUUAUUUGUUUUCAAGCGUAAACAUGCCCCACCCCCACCCCCUCCCCUCUCAAUCCGUUAGUCUCCUUGAUUCUCCCGGGACAUCAUUCUGAUUUAUGUUUUAAUUGCAGACAUUGUUUUAUUUAACCAUAUAAAAAUCUGUGAACAACAAAUGAAAGAAAAUGUAUUUGUCUUUCUGAAUCUAACUCAAUUUAUUUAAUAUGAUUCUCUCCACUUGUAUCCAUUUUCCUGCAAAUGAUGGAACCUUGUUUUCCCUUGUGGCUGAAAAAUCCCCGGUGUGUGUACCACCUUUUCUUACCCACUCCUCUGUGGGCGCACACCCAGGACGGUUCCGUGUCUGAGUUAUUGUGCGCAGGCUGCAGUAAACACCAGCAUGCAAGUGUCUCUGUGAUCUAGCGACCUGGAAUUUUGCAGACAAAUCCCCAGGUAUGGCAUAGCCAGGUCAUGUGGGCUAUGGAUUCCAGCUUUGGAGGAAGUUGUGUGCUGACUCCCACCAUGUAGGGACAAGUCUGCAUCCACACAGUGGUGUGUAAAGGUUCCUUUGUCUGCGUCCUUGACAGUGUUUGUUUUCUGAUUGGGAUGGGAUAGAAUCUGUGUGUGUGUGUGUGUGUGUGUGUGUGUGUGCCUGGCCCUUCAAUAUACUUUUAACCUGCAUUUUCCUGGGAGCUAAUGAGGUCAGAUAUGGUGGUAGUUUGAAUGAAAAUUGCCCCUGAAGGCUCACAGGGCUUGGCACUGUUAGGAAAUGUGAACCUGUUGGUGUUGUGGAAUAUUAUUUUAAGAUGUGUAUGUUUGCCGGGCGAUGGUGGCGCACGCCUUUAAUCCCAGCACUCGGGAGGCAGAGGCAGGCGGAUCUCUGUGAGUUCGAGACCAGCC
Microtus oregoni (creeping vole) is the source of this 3368-nucleotide messenger RNA. RefSeq names its product poliovirus receptor-like. Gene Ontology annotation, cellular component: focal adhesion; extracellular exosome; apical junction complex. Gene Ontology annotation, molecular function: cell adhesion molecule binding. Lineage: Eukaryota; Metazoa; Chordata; Mammalia; Rodentia; Cricetidae. The transcript is spliced from 9 exons. Bases 556 to 1824 code for a protein of 422 amino acids. The record is from RefSeq and is a predicted model, not a curated record. Gene Ontology annotation, biological process: positive regulation of mast cell activation; susceptibility to T cell mediated cytotoxicity; establishment of mitochondrion localization.